This is a messenger RNA of Entamoeba dispar SAW760, 390 nucleotides long. RefSeq lists its product as uncharacterized. Lineage: Eukaryota; Evosea; Mastigamoebida; Endamoebidae. The coding region runs from base 1 to 390 and encodes 129 amino acids. The transcript has a single exon. The record is from RefSeq and is a predicted model, not a curated record.
AUGGGAAAUAUUUGUGAUGGGAUGAAAAAUAAAGAUAGUACAAUAAGUGAAAGAAUAAUAGGAUGUUAUUCAAAUAUAUUAGAUAUUGCAUCUGUGAUCAGUAUAUGUAUUGAAUAUUCAAGAUAUUCUACUAUUUUCACAAUGUAUAGGUCAUUAGGGAAAAAGACAAUUGAAGCAUUUCGCAUUGUUUCACAUAACAUUCUCAAACAUGGAAUCACACCAACAAGUUUAAUUGAAGAAAGCAUGAAGAACAAUAUUGAAAUGCUUAUCACAAAUGCAGAAAGAUGUAAUGCAGAAGGAGAUGAUAAAGAAAUAAUUAAGAUAGUAUUUAAUAAUACAUAUGGAAUGACAUUAAUUGAAGCAUUAUUAUUUGUAAAGACAAAACAAUAG